This is a messenger RNA of Brienomyrus brachyistius, 2870 nucleotides long. RefSeq names its product cytosolic carboxypeptidase 2-like. Lineage: Eukaryota; Metazoa; Chordata; Actinopteri; Osteoglossiformes; Mormyridae. Gene Ontology annotation, molecular function: zinc ion binding; metallocarboxypeptidase activity. The record is from RefSeq and is a predicted model, not a curated record. Gene Ontology annotation, biological process: proteolysis. Bases 218 to 2752 code for a protein of 844 amino acids. The transcript is spliced from 17 exons.
GAAAAGUUCAGGGGCCAAGUCAGAUUUAUCUGGGGCAUGAAUUUUUUUUUUUUUUUGAAGGAAGAUUCUCUGGGCUAGACAUAAAGUGCCCGGGGUUAUAAGGACACCCAUGGACCAGGGGCAAUAAAAGAAAUAAAGCAGAAUGCAAAACAGAAUGGUAAAUAAAUGGAGAUGCAUCAUAAAAGUAUAGUUAGCUUCAUAUUUCAGUUACUGGUGGAUGCUCAGCGUCCGGACCCGCCUUCUGUUAGCAGCUGUUACGCAGUCUACGUCCCGUGAGCUUGGUAGUCAUGGAAACGGGCUGUCACAUCUCGUGCCAUCGGACCCCGGAAUUAAGCGAAGAAGACGGUACACUGAAGAGCGCGCUGGCUGCCGAUCAUUCGGGGCACCCAUGAGGAAUGAGCGGUUUGGGAUGGACAUCAUGCAAGCAAGGGGCCAAGGAUUCCCUCUCUCUUCAUUCUUAGAUGAGAGUUCAUUAAAGGACUGGUUUCCUCAGUGGGCAGGGGGUUUUUCUGUCAUGCGGUCACUACCUAGGAGCACCCAGCUGGUGUUCGGUUUUCAGUCUGGCCGGGCCGUCCCUCGCCUCCGGGAGCCAUGUCACCUCUAUGGGGUGGCGGGUCACGUGUCACAGGCGCUCUCGCGGUGGCCAAAGGAGUGUGAGGUCAUUGGGGAGGAGAUCAGGCACAUCGAGUGGGCGCCUCCUGUCCCUGAACCUCUGUGUGCCCAAACUAGCACAGCCCAGAGGCCACAGGUCACAGAGGCAGGUCAGGGGAUACUGGUGUUUAAUGCAGAGGCAGGGAGAAGGAGCAUUUUCUCUGGGUCAUGUGUGGGAGGUCAGCGUAUACCCCCCAGAGAUGCCACAGAGUCCCUCUCUAGCCCGGAUGACACCACACUGCUAUUUGAGUCUCGCUUCGAAAGCGGGAACCUGCUCCGAGCACUGCAAAUAGGUGAAUUUGAUUAUGAGCUGACCCUCCGGACAGACCUAUACACCGAGAAGCACAUGCAAUGGUUCUACUUCCGGGUGAGGAAUACGCGAGCAGGUGUGUCCUACCGCUUUACCAUCAUCAACCUCCUGAAGGUUUCCAGCCUGUACACACAGGGCCAACUACCCCUCCUCUACUCUGAAAAGAAGGCUCAAGCCUUGCGGAUAGGCUGGCACCGGACAGGCCAGGACGUGGUCUACUAUCACAAUGGGCAGUACCACCUGGACCAACCCUGCUUCUCACUGUCCUGGACCCUGCGCUUCCCCUAUGACCAGGAUACAUGUUACCUGGCUCAUUGCUACCCAUACACGUACACUGACCUGCGGGCAUACCUCUCUGUCAUUGAGGGCGACUCGAGGCUUGCUCCCUUCUGCAGAGUGCGCUCUCUCUGCCGCUCACUGGCCGGGAACCCAGUACCCAUCCUGACAGUGAGCACUGGGGCAGGCGCUGCCCCCCUGAGGCCGGCGGUAGUACUGACAGCACGUGUCCACCCGGGGGAAACCAGCAGCUCGUGGGUCAUGAAGGGUGUGCUGGAUCACCUACUGGGCAGCUCGGCUGACGCUGCCCUGCUCAGGAGCUCCUUCCUCUUCAAGCUGGUGCCCAUGCUGAACCCGGACGGCGUCAUCGUGGGAAACCACCGCUGCUCGCUGUCGGGUCGCGACCUCAACCGCAGCUACAGGUCCAGACUCCGGGAGCUGUUUCCCACUGUGUGGGCCGUGAGAGCCAUGAUCCGGCGUCUGCUGAGAGAGAGGACGGUGCUGCUGUACUGUGAUUUUCAUGGCCACAACCAACAGCACAAUGCCUUCACCUUCGGCUGCGAGGACCUGCGCUCUGCCAGGAGGCACCCACACGAACGUGUCUUCCCCCUUAUGCUCAGCAAGAACUGCCAAGAUAUGUUCUCCUUCCAGAGCUGUAAGUUUGAGGUUCAGCGCAGUAAGGAGGGGACAGGCCGUGUGACCCUGUGGAGGAUGGGGGUCCUCAAUAGCCUCACCUUAGAGACCUCGCUCUGUGGCUCCAGCAUCGGUUGGAGGAAGGGAACCCACUUCAACACGCGUGACCUGGAGAUGCUAGGAGUUUGUUUCUGCCGCACGCUGCUGGACUACUGUGAUCCAGACCGGACCAAGUAUAUCAUGUGUCUGAGGGAGCUCCAGGACAUGAUCAGAGUAGAGGGCGACCCUGGCCUUGCAGAUGCCUCUCUCAGCACCAGCGACUCAAGCAGCUCGGAGUCUGAUGGAACCCUAGCCUUGAAUAACAAGUCACUCAGGUCCAAGAAGGAGAGGAACAAGUCCCACCUCGCAAGGGUGAGGGAGAAGAUCCCACAGGCAAAGGAGAAGAAGGAGGACUUCACCAAAGAGAAUACAGAGAACAGCAGAUAUGGAUUGAAGCCUGUGAGGGUACCUCCAACCAUGCUUACGAGGGACAUGUUCAAGGCAAGGCUGCGGCAGCCCUUCCCAUCAAGCCCAGGAACUUCACCUGGACAGGGUUUCCAGCCAGAGCUCUUGUGCCACCUGCUGGCGGGGCAGGAUAUGACAGCUCGGGGGCAGCUAGAGACCGGUGCCAGCGGUACAGGCUCCUCGCUCCCAGCUCACUUUGGCACCACUUUCCAGUGGGAUCCGUUAUCCCGCCUUUGGCCCUUUACUCGGCCGGUCGUCCCUCCCCUGCCGCUGCACCUCCCCAGUAGCACCUUGUCAACCUCCCGCACCCUGCCGGGACCCCCUAACGUCAGCAUAGGAGACGACAGCAUUGACACCCUGCCACCUCCGGAGGCAUAGAAUAUGCCAGAAAGAAGAAAUGGAAAAUAACAGGAAACUCGGACUCAGGAACGGAGAGAAGGCCUUGGAUUCCAACAUCCUGAAGACGGCAAACAGGCCAAAAGCUUACCCUUCACAC